AAUUUCCCCAUUCCAUUAUUUUUCUAUUGUCAUCGUCAUGGCGUUAGAAGCUCUUUGCGGUGUUUCUACUAAUUUUGGAUUUGGUCAAAAAUCCGAAAAUGAAAACGAUAUUUUGAAUUUCAUAUCCAAAAACUCAGCUAAUUUGUCCUGCCAUACUCAAUUAGCUUUGCCUCCUGUCCGUGCACCCUCUGAAGCAUUUAAAAUCUUUGAUAAAGAUGAACAUGGAAAGCGUAUCAAAAUUGAAUUUAGGAAGGGUACAACUACUCUUGCCUUCAAAUACAAAGGAGGAGUUAUUGUUGCUGUUGAUUCAAGAGCAACUGGAGGAUCAUUUAUAAACUCAAAUGAAGUGGAAAAGAUAAUAGCAAUUAAUGAUUAUCUUUUGGGAACUAUGGCUGGUGGUGCAGCUGAUUGUGUGUACUGGGAACGCAUUCUUUCUGAAAGAUGCAGAAUUUAUGAGCUAAGGAACCGAGAGCGUAUAUCUGUUGCAGCAGCUUCAAAACUUCUGGCAAAUAUCAUGUUUAAUUAUAAAGGAAUGGGAUUGUCUCUGGGAGUCAUGAUUUCUGGAUGGGACAAAAGAGGUCCUGGUCUGUAUUAUGUAGACAGUGAGGGUAAUCGUUUCCCUGGUGAUGUGUUUGCUGUUGGGUCUGGUGCAACAUAUGCAUAUGGUGUUUUGGAUGGUGGAUACAAAUACGAUCUAGAAGAUGAAGAUGCAUAUGAGCUUGGACGUAGAGCAAUUUAUCAUGCUACACAUCGUGAUGCUUACAGUGGUGGCCUCAUAAGAGUUUGCCAUGUGCGAGAAACAGGAUGGAAACUAAUCAGUGUAGAAGAUUGCACAAAGUUGCACUAUAAGUAUCAAGAUGAAAAAAUGGUGUAAAUUGAACUGUUUUACUUUAUGUUGAAUUAUAACCUUGUAUUUUUUUUUAAUACUUAAUAAAAUUGUCCUGUGCUUUGUUA
Molecule: messenger RNA, 954 nt
Organism: Argiope bruennichi
Lineage: Eukaryota; Metazoa; Arthropoda; Arachnida; Araneae; Araneidae
Gene: Prosbeta5
Product: proteasome subunit beta type-5-like
Exons: 7
Coding region: 38-874 (278 amino acids)
Cellular component (GO): proteasome core complex
Molecular function (GO): threonine-type endopeptidase activity
Source: RefSeq, a predicted model, not a curated record